UCCCAACUUCGUUCUGCUCUUGGGAACAACAGCAACAACAAUAACGACGCGGCCAACGACGUCGUUUUGAAGAUUCAAACGAUCUUCGCUUGGUAGCCUCUUCAUUUCUGCGUAAGACACAUUGAAUCUCUCAUUUCAUUUCUUAUUUUCCGAAAAUUGCAACUUUCUCGAGAAAGGUUUGCCAUCGUUUCUAGUUGUUCUUCUGUUUUCCUCUCCAUUUUCCGGGAUGCCAAACAGAUAGCGGGUUUUUGUUUUCUGUUUCAUGUGAAUCUAAAAUUGGGGGUUCUGGUGACAUACUGUGGGUAUUUAGGGCUUGUGGUUGGGUUUAUAUUGGAGGGGAGUGCAUGGGGAAGUUGUUAGGGUUUGUGGAUUGGAUUGGAGUUGUUAGGGCUUGGAAUUGAGGGAAAACGUGUUUGAAUUCCGAAGAAAUUAGGGUUUUUGGAUUUGAUUGAGUGGUGAUUAGGGUUUAUGAUGGUAGAUUGACAAUGGUGCGGCUUUUGGGAUUGAAUCGCGUGGAUGAGUCACCUCGUGAGAUUACGAGAACCAAUCUGACCAGCGAGACUGGUGAGAAUGGGUGGCUCAUUCGAUUUUUUGACUCGUCUUUUUUCUGUGAGUGGAUUGCUGUUAGCUAUUUGUACAAACAUGAUCACCCGGGGGUUCGAGACUACCUCUGUAAUAGAAUGUACACACUUCCGCUCUCGGGCAUCGAGAGCUACCUAUUCCAAAUUUGUUACAUGUUGGUUCACAAGCCAAGCCCAUCUUUGGAUAAGUUUGUCAUCGAUAUGUGCUCCAAGUCACUUCAGAUAGCACUGAAGGUGCAUUGGUUUUUGAUGGCAGAGCUUGAAGACUCCGAUGACAAUGAUGGGAUUAGUAGAAUUCAAGAGAAGUGUCAGAUUGCAGCAACUUUGAUGGGUGAGUGGCCUCCCCUGGUUCGACCUCUUAAUGCACAAACCAGCCCUGGGAGCAAGAGUCUAGUACUUAAUAGGAUACUUUCAUCAAAACAGCGGUUUUUGUCUUUAACAUCGUCACCUCCAACCCACCGUUCUAUAUCCUUCUCACCUUCAUUGGGAAACAGUUUGCAGGAUGAGGGUUGUAAGUCACCUGAUGAGAACACGAUAUUCAAGAAAUUUAUUCCUGGUCCAAAAGUAAGAGAUGCGUUGCUUUUUAGGAAGUCUGUAGAGAAGGAUGAUGAAGAAUUAGAGAAGGAUGGGUUCUUCAAGAGGCUUCUGAGAGAUAGUAAGGAUGAAGACGAGGAGCUGACAUCGAGCUCUGAAGGGUUUUUCAAGAGGUUAUUUCGUGACAGCAAGAGUGAUUCGGAGGAUAAAUCUCUUUCAAAGUCAGUAGAAGAUGAAGAAAAAGAAGGUUUUUUCAAGAAGUUUUUUAAGGAGAAAUUUGAGGACAAGAAGGAUGGGAAUGAUAGAAAUGAUGAGGAAUAUAGGGUGAAUUCUGAAGAAAGAGGUGGUUCAAAAUCUGGCGAAGAUGAUGAAAAAGAAGGGUUCUUUAGAAAAUUUUUUAAGGAGAAAUUUGAAGACAAGAAGGAUGGCAAUGAUAAAAAUGAUGAGGAAGACAGGGUGAAUUCUGAAGAAAAAAUUGGUUCUAGAUCUGCUGAAGAUGAUGAAAAGGAGGGGUUUUUUAGAAAAUUUUUUAAGGAGAAAUUUGAGGAUAAGAAAGAUGGGAAUGAUAGAACUGAAGAUGAAGAGAAGGGGAAUGCAAAUGGUGAGGAAGAGGAUCCUUCAGACUUUUCUUUGUUUCGUAAAUUGUUCCGUGUGCAUCCUGAAGAUGCUAAAGUUUCCCUAGCUAAUGAAAACAGCAAUGGUGGUGGUUUGUUUGAAAGCAGUCCGGGGACAGAGAACUUUUUUCGCAAGCUGUUCAGAGACCGGGAUCGUUCUGUGGAAGAUUCAGAGCUGUAUGGCUCGAAGAGAAACAAAGAGCUUCUAAUUUGGCAGAAGCGUCCUGGCUCACCAAGGCAACGGAAUGAACAAUUGAAUGCCAGGCCUCCACUUCCUAAUAAUGAUGCAUCUUUUCGCAAGGGGACUUAUCAUGAGUCCUUAGACUUUGUGCAAUCAUUGUGUGAUACGUCAUAUGGCUUAGUGGAUAUUUUUCCCAUUGAAGAUCGCAAGAGAGCUCUUCAUGAGUCACUUGGGGAGAUCAAUGCACAUAUUGCUGAUGCUCAAAAUAGUGGAGGAGUGUGCUUUCCAAUGGGGAAGGGUAUGUAUCGCGUGGUUCAUAUACCCGAAGAUGAAGCGGUCCUUUUGAACUCUAGGGAAAAGGCACCUUAUCUUAUCUGUGUUGAAGUUUUGAAAGGUGAAAUGCCAAGUAACACAAAGGAUGCAUCCAGCGCUCAAAAGCUUUCUAGAGGGGGGAUUCCUUUAGCAAAUGGAGAUGCACUAUUGCGAAAGCCACCUCCUUGGGCAUAUCCUUUGUGGACUACACAAGAAGUAUAUCGAAAUAGUAAUGAUAGGAUUUCGAGAUCCACUUCUCAGGCAAUUGAUCAGGCAAUGGCUCAUUUAUGGGAAGCAAAAGUAAAAUUUGUUCAGGUGAGUCUUUCUGUGGAGAAUCGACCAUUUGGCCAGUCAAAGAACAUGGGAUCACUUGAUUUGGAUCCUGGUGUUCGUCGGGGUAGUCGUCGCUCUGCUUCAAGAGAAGAAAAUAAUAAUGAUUUGGAAUGGGUGAGGGUUGUGCUGACUGCAGAUCCUGGGGUUAGCAUGGAAGACAUAGAGGAUCAAGAGCCACCCCGUAGGAAAGAGCAUCGGCGUGUUCCAAGUACAAUAGCUAUAGAGGAAGUAAAGGCGGCUGCUGCAAAAGGAGAAGCUCCACCUGGACUCCCCUUGAAAGGUGCCGGCCAAGAUUCAUCAGACACACAACCAAAGGUUACAAAUGGUGGUGUUCCCAAAGCCAGUGAUGCUCUAUCUGGUGAACUUUGGGAGGUAAAGAAAGAGAGGAUUUGCAAAGCUUCAGUGUAUGGAAAGUUACCUGGUUGGGACUUGCGUUCUGUUAUCGUGAAGAGUGGAGAUGAUUGUAGGCAGGAGCAUCUUGCCGUGCAACUUAUUUCUCAUUUCUAUGAUAUAUUCCAAGAAGCUGGUCUUCCUCUCUGGCUGCGCCCUUACGAAGUCCUUGUUACUUCUUCCUACACAGCUCUCAUUGAAACCAUUCCAGAUACAGCCUCACUUCAUGCUCUCAAAAGUAGAUUUCCCAACAUCACAAGUUUACGUGAUUUUUUCAUAGCCAAGUAUCAAGAAAAUUCUCCAAGCUUUAAGCUUGCCCAGAGGAACUUUGUUGAAAGUAUGGCUGGAUAUUCUCUAGUGUGCUAUCUUCUGCAGGUGAAGGAUCGGCACAAUGGGAACUUGUUGAUGGAUGAAGAAGGUCAUAUAAUACAUAUUGAUUUUGGCUUCAUGCUCUCCAACUCACCUGGUGGUGUGAAUUUUGAGAGUGCACCAUUUAAAUUAACUCGGGAACUUCUUGAGGUCAUGGAUUCUGAUGCUGAGGGAGUUCCAAGCGAGUUCUUUGACUAUUUUAAAGUUCUAUGCAUUCAAGGUUUUCUAACAUGCCGUAAGCAUGCAGAGCGCAUUAUUCUUCUUGUUGAAAUGUUGCAGGAUUCUGGUUUCCCAUGCUUCAAAGGUGGUCCCCGGACAAUACAAAACUUAAGGAAACGAUUCCAUCUGAGUUUAACAGAAGAGCAAUGUGUAUCUUUGGUGCUCUCCCUGAUCAGCAGCAGCUUAGAUGCAUGGCGGACACGGCAGUAUGAUUAUUAUCAGAGGGUUUUAAACGGGAUCUUGUGAGAUUAGGUUCAAUUGUUGGUUACAUGGUCCUGUUGACAAGGCCUACUCAGUGAAGUGAAGCACUUCAAUCAACAUUGCAUUUGUAAAUCACUGUGAUAGAAGACCAGUGGGUUUCACUAUGGGAUGGCUUCAAAGAUUUUUUUUCUUUUGAGGUGAAAAGGAUUAAAAAAGUUUGUGGCCUGUUUUUUCUCAGUGUGAGGAAUUUGUAAUUGUAUCGGCAGAAACACUCAUUGGGAGUCUCCAGGCUAGAUUUACCUCAGCAGAGUCUUUCCAUUUUUAUUUUUUUUUGGUCUUUCCCCUGUUUCCAUUUCUUGUCUCAUGUAAUAUGGAACUCUGCUGGCUUGUGGGUUAUACCUUGAUUCAACUUGAAGGAGAUAUACAACCCUCUUUCUACCCAUCAUCAAAUGGCACACUGUAAAGAGUGAUUUCGAGGGAGACAGCAGAUCGAACACGGAGUGAUUUUGGAGACUAUGUUUAUCAGAUGAUGUGUUGCAGGCUAGUGAUCUGAAGUAGAAAAGCAUUUUUGACUCUGUACAAAGUCAAUCUCUUCUUCAGACAAAAGGCAUGGAUAACUCCACCACAGGAAAGGUUGCCUGUUGUUUCUUUCUGUGGUCUCAGCCCCUUGAUCAUGCACGUGUGUUCCUGAAGCAUGAUUCUUCCAUACAUUUUUAAGUUGUUAUUGGUGUUAGCAAAGCCCUUGGAAAAAGGAUAUGAUUGUAUUGUGUAUAAUAUAUUAUUGAUUUCAGUUUCUUUUACAGUGCAAUUGUUCAUUCUAAUACUCAUCAUAUAUAAAAAUCAGAAGUUUGUUGGCA
Molecule: messenger RNA, 4591 nt
Organism: Vitis riparia (riverbank grape)
Lineage: Eukaryota; Viridiplantae; Streptophyta; Magnoliopsida; Vitales; Vitaceae
Product: phosphatidylinositol 4-kinase beta 1-like
Exons: 16
Coding region: 486-3779 (1097 amino acids)
Biological process (GO): phosphatidylinositol phosphate biosynthetic process; phosphatidylinositol-mediated signaling
Cellular component (GO): membrane; cytoplasm
Molecular function (GO): 1-phosphatidylinositol 4-kinase activity
Source: RefSeq, a predicted model, not a curated record